This is a messenger RNA of Medicago truncatula (barrel medic), 1950 nucleotides long. RefSeq names its product putative pentatricopeptide repeat-containing protein At1g12700, mitochondrial. Gene Ontology annotation, molecular function: mRNA binding; protein binding. Lineage: Eukaryota; Viridiplantae; Streptophyta; Magnoliopsida; Fabales; Fabaceae. The record is from RefSeq and is a predicted model, not a curated record. The transcript has a single exon. Bases 97 to 1722 code for a protein of 541 amino acids.
GAAUCCAUUUGAGUAGACACAGAAGUUAGGAAAAGUGGAUUCAACGGCAAUCGUGCGUUUGUAGCUACAGGGACUUACACUGUCAGUGUUUUAGAAAUGACAUUCACAAUAUUAAGGUACGCAACUCCCAAUUCGUUUCUUCUUCUUAAUCGUCGAUUACACAUUCAGCCACUUCCUUCUUUCAUUGACAAUCUCGACGACGCCGUUUCAUCAUUCAAUCACAUUCUUCAUAUGAAUAACCAUACUCCACCAAUCUUUGAAUUUAACAAAAUUCUAUCUUCCCUUGUUAAGAUGAAUCAUUUCAAAAUUGCUAUUUCAUUUUCUCAACAAAUGGAACUUAAAGGAAUUCAACCUGAAAUGUUUACUUUCAACAUAUUGAUUAAUUGUUUCUCCCAUCUUUGUCAACUCAAUUUUGCAUUUUCUAUGGUGGCCAAGAUUCUCAAGUUAGGUUAUCAGCCUGAUACCGUAACAGUGAAUACACUUCUCAGAGGUCUCUGUCUUAAUGGCAAGGUUAAAGAAGCCCUUAACUUUCAUGAUCAUGUUAUACGAAAGAGGUUUCAUCUUGAUCAGGUUAGUUAUGGGACAUUGAUCAAUGGGUUAUGUAAAUCCGGAGAAACAAGAGCUGCCCUGCAGUUGCUUAGAAAGAUUGAAGGGUUAUUAUUGGUUAGACCUGAUGUCAUAAUGUACACUGCAAUCAUCGAUAGUUUCUGUAAGGAUAAACUCGUAAUUGACGCGUAUGAUUUAUAUUCUGAAAUGAUUGUUAAGAAAAUUUAUCCUAAUGUCGUCACUUUCAAUAGUUUAAUCUAUGGAUUUUGCAUUGUGGGUCAGUUGAAAGAAGCAGUUGGUUUGUUAAAUGAAAUGUCGUUAAAUAACGUCAACCCCAAUGUUUACACCUUUAAUAUUUUGAUUGAUGGUUUGUGUAAGGAAGGAGAGGUGAAAAAAGCUACAAGUGUGUUAUCUGUUAUGAUAAAACAAGGCGUGGAACCUAAUGUUGUUACUUAUACUUCUUUGAUGGAUGGGUAUUUCUUGGUAAAAGAAGUCAACAAGGCCAAACAUGUAUUCAACACUAUUUCUCUAAGGGGAGUGACUCCUAAUGUUCAUAGCUACAGUGUCAUGAUUAAUGGAUUAUGUAAGAAUAAAAUGGUGGAUGAAGCUGUGAAACUUUUCAAAGAAAUGCAUUUAAAAAACAUGACUCCUAAUACUGUUACAUACAGUUCACUUAUUGAUGGACUUUGCAAAUCGGGAAGAAUCUCUGAUGUUUGGGAUCUUAUAGAUGAGAUUAAUAAUAGAGGUCAACCAGCUAAUAUAAUCACUUACAAUUCUUUAUUAAAUGGAUUGUGCAAAAACCAUCAGGUUGACAAGGCAAUUGCGUUGUUAACGAAGAUGAAAGACGAAGGAAUUCAGCCAGAUAUGUCUACAUACACAACACUUGUUGAUGGACUAUGCAAAAAUGGAAGACUUAAGGAUGCACAAAGGAUUUAUCAGGAUCUUCUAUGUAAGGGCUACCCAUUAAAUAUUAGAAUGUAUACUGUGAUGAUUAAUGGGCUUUGUAAAGAGGGUUUUUUCGAUGAAGCAUUGUCCUUACUCUCACAAAUGGAAGACAACGGUUGCAUGCCUGAUGCUGUAACUUAUGAAACUCUUAUCAGUGCUUUGUUCAAAAACAACAAGAAUGGUAAGGCGGUGAAACUUCUUCGUGAAAUGAUUGCAAGAGGUUUACUCUAAAGAGUAAAACUAGGUGAGAUGCUUUCUAGUUACAAUUUGUUAUUGUUAAAAUUAAGAAUCUUUAGAUAUUCCUUUAAUUAUAGAACUUCCUAGAUUGAUUGUUAUUACUUCUAGAGUAUUCAACUUCCUAGGCUAGUGCUUACUAAAUAAGCAUUCAAUGUAUUUAUUGUAAAGCCAUUAUAAAUACAAGGUGUGUGAUCUCAUUAUAGACACACAGAGAGUUUACAA